CUCAUAUCACCAUUCCAAAACAACAAAUACGAUCGUUACAACUAGAUCGCUGCGAAAUGCAGAGAAGAAGAAUGAGUGAUCAGCAUCUCGCAGACGGUGAGGUGAAGAAACAAAAAAUACCGCUAAAUAUCGAUAUCAACAUGCUGAAAAUCGGUUUCCUCGGCGGAGGAAAAAUGGCUCAGGCACUUGCUAAAGGUUUUAUACGAGCAGGUUUAAGCAAAGGCGAAAUGAUAUUGGCUAGCUGUCUUCCAAAUGAUACCGGCAGUAUUGAAACUUUUAAGAAAAUGGGAUCAAAUACUGUUUUUACGAAUAUACCUGUCAUCAAUCAUAGCGACGUGCUAAUCCUUUCGGUAAAACCUCAAGUUGUACCAAAAGUAUUAUCAGAGUUUAGGGUACACGACAACAAAAAAUUACUCCUUUCUAUCGCCAUGGGCAUUUCUUUGAAGUCACUAGAAAAGGCACUGCCAAAAGAAACGCCCGUGAUAAGAGUAAUGCCGAACACACCUGUAUUAGUUGGCUGCGGUGCUACGGUGUUUGCGCGUGGAAAAUACGCGAGUGACAAAAAUGCGGAGAUCGCAGAAAAACUAUUUUCCUCCGUAGGCAUCUGCGAAGAAGUCUCGGAAAAUUUCAUUGAUCCUGUAACUGCCUUGGCCGCUUCCGGUCCUGCCUAUAUAUAUAUGGUAAUCGAAGCAAUGGCCGAUGGUGGAGUUAAAAUGGGACUUACUAGGCCUAUUGCGUAUAAGCUUGCUGCACAAACUGUCUUAGGCGCUGGUACAAUGGUCCGCGAGACAAACCUUCAUCCAGGACAGCUCAAGGAUGACGUAACUUCACCAGCAGGCUCGACUAUAACUGCUAUUCAUCAAUUAGAGAAGCAUGGCUUAAGAUCGGCAUUAAUCAACGCUAUAGAGGCAGCAACACUUCGAUGUAAAGAAGUUAGUUUACAGAUCAACAAGAAUUAG
This is a messenger RNA of Atta colombica, 959 nucleotides long. RefSeq names its product pyrroline-5-carboxylate reductase 2 (gene P5cr-2). NCBI's taxonomy places the organism in Eukaryota, Metazoa, Arthropoda, Insecta, Hymenoptera, Formicidae. Gene Ontology annotation, biological process: L-proline biosynthetic process. Bases 57 to 959 code for a protein of 300 amino acids. The record is from RefSeq and is a predicted model, not a curated record. The transcript is spliced from 7 exons. Gene Ontology annotation, molecular function: pyrroline-5-carboxylate reductase activity.